Molecule: messenger RNA, 2178 nt
Organism: Aaosphaeria arxii CBS 175.79
Lineage: Eukaryota; Fungi; Ascomycota; Dothideomycetes; Pleosporales
Product: chaperonin GroL
Exons: 3
Coding region: 152-1912 (586 amino acids)
Biological process (GO): apoptotic mitochondrial changes; protein import into mitochondrial intermembrane space; protein refolding
Cellular component (GO): mitochondrial inner membrane; mitochondrial matrix
Molecular function (GO): protein-folding chaperone binding; ATP binding; ATP-dependent protein folding chaperone
Source: RefSeq, a predicted model, not a curated record
CAUCAAAAACCACCCAAUCCACCGCCUCUCAAUUACCCACUCUCUUAUCCACCCUCCAUCUCUUCCUUCUUACACUGCAUUCAGUUGGAGUCUGGGAGUAUCAUUUCAUCAUUGGCAAUUUCUCAUACACACAUCUCCUCCCACAUACACAAUGCAGCGCGCUUUCGCAUCCCGAGCGCGGUCUUCCGUCCUCAACUCCAGCUCCAAGCUCCGCAACUCCAGCUUCAACCUCCAGCAGCAGCGUUUCGCCCACAAGGAGCUCAAGUUUGGUGUUGACGGUCGUGCCUCUCUUCUCCAGGGUGUUGACACACUCGCAAAGGCUGUUUCGACAACGCUCGGUCCCAAGGGCCGCAAUGUCUUGAUCGAGUCCAGCUAUGGCUCCCCCAAAAUCACCAAGGAUGGUGUAACCGUUGCCAAAGCCAUCACUCUCCAGGACAAAUUCGAGAACCUCGGUGCCCGUCUCCUCCAGGAUGUUGCUUCCAAGACAAACGAGGUUGCCGGUGACGGUACCACUACCGCUACUGUCCUUGCCCGUGCCAUCUUCUCCGAGACCGUCAAGAACGUCGCUGCCGGAUGCAACCCCAUGGAUCUCAGGCGUGGAACUCAGGCUGCUGUUGAGGCUGUCGUCGAGUACCUCAAGGCCAACAAGAGGGAUAUCACCACUAGCGAGGAGAUCUCUCAGGUCGCUACCAUCUCCGCCAACGGCGAUACCCACAUUGGCAAGCUCCUCUCCAAUGCCAUGGAGAAGGUCGGCAAGGAGGGUGUCAUUACCGUCAAGGAGGGAAAGACUAUCGAGGACGAGCUUGAGAUCACCGAGGGUAUGAAGUUCGACCGUGGUUACAUCUCCCCCUACUUCAUCACCGACACCAAGGCCCAGAAGGUCGAGUUCGAGAAGCCUCUUAUCCUCCUUUCCGAGAGGAAGAUCUCCGCCGUCCAGGACAUUGUUCCUGCUCUCGAGGCCUCCCAGCAGCUCCGCCGUCCCCUUGUCAUCAUUGCUGAGGACAUUGAUGGCGAGGCUCUUGCUGUCUGCAUUCUCAACAAGCUCCGUGGUCAGCUCCAGGUCGCCGCCGUCAAGGCUCCCGGCUUCGGUGACAACAGGAAGUCCAUCCUCGGUGACAUUGCUGUCUUGACCAACGGUACCGUCUUCAGCGAUGAUCUUGACAUCAAGCUCGAGAAGGCCACUCCUGAUCUCCUCGGAUCCACUGGCUCCAUCACCAUCACCAAGGAGGACACCGUCAUUCUCAAUGGUGAGGGUACCAAGGACAGCGUUGCUCAGCGCUGCGAGCAGAUCCGUGGAGUCAUCGCUGAUCCCACUACCUCUGAGUACGAGAAGGAGAAGCUCCAGGAGCGUCUUGCCAAGCUCUCCGGUGGUGUUGCCGUCAUCAAGGUUGGCGGUGCCUCCGAGGUUGAGGUCGGUGAGAAGAAGGACAGGAUUGUUGACGCCUUGAACGCCACCCGUGCUGCCGUUGAGGAGGGUAUCCUCCCCGGUGGUGGUACUGGUCUCCUCAAAGCCUCUGCCAACGCCCUCAACAACCUCAAGCCUGCCAACUUCGACCAGCAGCUCGGUGUCAGCAUCGUCAAGAACGCCAUCACCCGCCCUGCCAGGACCAUCGUCGAGAACGCUGGUUCUGAGGGCUCCGUCAUUGUUGGAAAGCUCACCGAUGAGUUUGCCAGCGAUUUCAACAAGGGAUACGACAGCGCCAAGGGCGAGUACGUUGACAUGAUCUCUGCUGGUAUCCUUGACCCCUUCAAGGUUGUCCGCACUGCUCUUGUUGAUGCCAGUGGUGUCGCUUCUCUCCUCGGUACCACCGAGGUCGCCAUCGUUGAGGCCCCCGAGGAGAAGGGCCCACCUGCUGGUGGCAUGGGAGGAGGCAUGGGCGGUAUGGGCGGUAUGGGAGGCAUGGGCUUCUAAAUAACGACUUAACGGCCCAUCAAAGAUUUCCUAACGCCCCCGGCUCCCACUAUACCCGCUUCUAGCACUCGAGGCUUUCCCAGACACCUGUAUUUUUACAUGGUAUUGGCACUCCGCUCCUCUCCUCUUCAUGUCUUAAUGUCUUAUCAAAAAAGCGUAGCAUUGUGAUUUCACAUUCUUGGAUUAUCCUUUUGUACAAUAUCAUGUAUUAGGUAUCUACCGGCCUGGGAAAAGGCGAGACUCUUGAAGUCGAAAUAAAUGCAAAG